UCCCCUGCCGUUCGGGGGAGGAGGAGGCGGCCGGCGCGGCCCCUUUAAUUCCCUCGCUCCCCUCCCCCCUCCCGGCCGCUCCAGCCUCCAUUUUCCAGCGGCUCCGGCACCUGGAGGCAGAGGCGGCGGGAGCGGCCCGGGCCCGGGCCCCCGCCCUCCCUGCCCGGGCAUGGCCGCCAACAUGUACCGGGUCGGAGAUUAUGUCUACUUUGAAAAUUCUUCAAGUAAUCCAUAUUUGAUACGAAGAAUAGAAGAACUCAAUAAGACUGCCAAUGGAAACGUGGAAGCAAAAGUGGUGUGUUUCUAUAGAAGAAGGGACAUAUCAAGUACCCUUAUUGUACUGGCAGACAAACAUGCAAGGGAGAUGGAAGAAGAGAUGGAAAACCCAGAAAUGGUUGAUUUGCCAGAAAAACAGAAGCAUCAGUUAAGGCACCGAGAACUCUUUCUCUCGCGACAGCUGGAAUCUUUACCAGCCACACACAUCAGAGGCAAAUGCAGUGUUACUCUGUUAAAUGAGACGGAAUCCCUUAAAUCAUAUCUGGAGCGAGAGGAUUUCUUCUUUUAUUCAUUAGUGUAUGAUCCGCAACAAAAGACUCUCUUGGCUGAUAAAGGAGAAAUUCGAGUUGGAAACAGAUAUCAGGCAGAUAUAACGGACUUAUUAAAAGAGGGUGAGGAUGAUGGAAGAGAUCAAUCAAAACUUGAAACAAAAGUUUGGGAAGCAUUUAACCCACUAGUAGACAAACAGAUAGACCAGUUCUUGGUUGUAGCACGCUCUGUUGGUACAUUUGCCCGAGCUCUAGACUGCAGUAGUUCUGUCAGACAGCCAAGUUUGCACAUGAGUGCUGCAGCAGCCUCCAGGGACAUUACACUGUUCCAUGCUAUGGACACUUUGCACAAAAAUGUCUAUGACAUUUCCAAGGCAAUCUCUGCCCUUGUACCACAAGGUGGGCCGGUCUUGUGCAGGGAUGAAAUGGAGGAAUGGUCUGCUUCGGAGGCAAAUCUCUUUGAGGAAGCACUAGAAAAAUAUGGAAAAGAUUUCACUGACAUUCAGCAAGAUUUUCUUCCAUGGAAGUCCUUAACCAGCAUAAUAGAGUAUUAUUAUAUGUGGAAAACUACAGACAGAUACGUUCAGCAGAAACGAUUGAAAGCAGCAGAAGCGGAAAGCAAGCUAAAACAAGUAUAUAUACCCAACUAUAACAAGCCAAACCCCAACCAGAUCAAUGUAAAUAAUGUCAAGCCAGGAGUGGUAAAUGGUACGGGAGUGCAGGCACAGAACACGGGAGCAGGACGAGCCUGUGAAAGCUGCUAUACCACACAGUCUUACCAGUGGUAUUCUUGGGGUCCCCCUAACAUGCAGUGUCGCCUCUGUGCAUCCUGUUGGACAUACUGGAAGAAAUACGGUGGCUUGAAAAUGCCAACACGAUUAGAUGGAGAAAGACCAGGACCAAAUCGCAAUAAUAUGAGUCCUCAUGGUGUGCCAGUGCGAAACAGUGGGAGCCCAAAGUUUGCCAUGAAGACACGACAAGCGUUUUAUCUACAUACAACAAAACUGACAAGGAUUGCCAGACGCUUAUGUCGAGAUAUUUUGCGCCCUUGGCAUGCAGCAAGACAUCCCUAUCUGCCUAUCAACAGUGCAGCAAUCAAAGCAGAGUGUACAGCACGCUUACCAGAAGCAUCAGAAAAUCCAUUGUUGUUAAAGCAAGUUGUUCGAAAGCCUUUAGAAGCAGUACUGCGUUACUUAGAGUCACAUCCAUGUCCUCCAAAACCAGACCCUGUAAAGAGUUUAUCCAGUUCUCUUAACAAUCUGACUCCUGCCAAGUUCACACCUGUCAUUAACAAUGGAUCUCCAACUAUUCUGGGAAAAAGAAGCUAUGAGCAACACAAUGGGAUGGAUGGCAACAUGAAGAAGCGACUAUUGAUGCCUAGCAGGGGAACUUAUUUAGGUCUGCCUAACCACGGACAAACCAGACAAAUGGGACCAAGUCGAAACUUGCUGCUCAAUGGGAAAUCAUACCCAACAAAAGUUCGAUUAAUUCGUGGUGGAUCCAUGCCUCCAGUGAAAAGGAGGAGGAUGAACUGGAUUGAUGCUCCAGAUGAUGUGUUUUACAUGGCCACUGAAGAAACCAGGAAAAUCCGCAAGCUGCUUUCAUCUUCUGAAGCUAAGCGAGCCGCCAGACGCCCUUACAAACCAAUUAUCAUCCGGCCAAUCCAGGCAGUGCCGUUACGCCAGCCCAUGAACGAUGAACCCAUAAUCAUUGAGGAUUAAUACAAACUGAGUGGCCCUUGGAACGAUGGUGGAUCUGCUUGAAAGAAUCUCUCCUUGAUGUAUACUUGAGUUUUUAUUGGCUACAGCAUUGAACUAACUGCUGAAGAGAGGGAACCUUUGAGGAACUGUUUUGCAUCUUUUAAACACUUAAAAGGAACUCAGUCCUGCUCUGAGCCUUGAUGACCACAGACUGCUCUCUCUCUUUCUUUCUCUUUUGCGCGCGCUCUGUCUUCUCUUCCUUUUUUUAUUUUUGGUAGCCUAUUUUUCCCCCUUUGCUUCUACCCCUUUUGUAGACAGGUGGGAGGGAAAGUAAGUUUAACUUAUUAAGAAAAUGUGGAAUAGUAAUUUUUAGCUUUCUGUUUCCUCUUCUGAUGUAUGAAGAGCUAGAAUCCUUCAUUUUGUGACUGAGCUCUCGUUGCUAAGCCGUUUUUAUAAGGCUGUGUUGUAAGAUUUUUUUUUUUAUUUUGUGGACAGUGCCAUUUUUUAUUUCAUUUAUAUUAUUUCUUUUGUAGAUAAAUUUCCAAUCUGUAACUCUGAUAUUUGGAAAUAGGAUCUGAAAGCCAGCCACAGGUUCAGCUAGUUUUCUUGGUCCUGUCCCUUGUGUUUUUUGGAUAAUUUUGCACGGCCAAUUCCACUUGUGCUCAAGCACAAGUCAGAAACAACUCAGGCUGAGGAAGGAGCGAGCUAAGGACUGAAGAAUCUUGCAGAACAUUACACUAACAUUGAGCAGCUGAAGCCAGGCUACUGGAAUGAGCUGUUUUCUUUUGUUUUUUAUCCCAGUCAGUCCCAGCGGGGUCUGGCUCGUGGCAUUUCUCUCAAUAACCAGCAGUUUGUGUGCUGCCUUCUGUCUGACAUCUGGAAACCUACGUGCUGUUAUAUCUACCAGGACCAGCAGUAGGCCCUCCAGUUCAGCAAGUGUAAUGAAUUGCUUUGCUCUGGCUCCAAGAGUCAAGUACACCAAUGCCCAGGGACAUUUUGCUUAGAAUACUGAACCUGUUUGUGCAUCAGUGUUUUUUGGACACAUCUCUCCAGGGUGAACCUGGUUUCUGUUAAACUGCAUUACUGUACAUUUCCCAUUUUGAAGGGAAUUUCAAGUUAAAUUACAGCUGGGUUUUCAUUUGAACACACUGUGUUUGAAAUUAAGUGUUUUCCCUUUGACAUUUCUUGUGUUUUUGAGGGGUUGGUUUUUUUUGCAUCUCCUGAACUUAUUAUGUAUUUGCAAGUCUGUAUAACUUUCUUUUUCACAUGUCUUCUCAUUGCAGUGCAUUUGCAGAGUGCCCUGCUUUGUUUUGAAAGGAUGUAAACUAUAAUUUGCGACUUGUGCUGAUCUGUACAUGUACCUGCCUCAAGCAGACACAGCAUGUAAAACCCCCAAGUCAUUCCAUAUGUGUCAGCAGUGAGAUGAGCCAAAGUUGUAUUUGGGUUAUCACAGUCCAGCCGUGAUUCUGUGCAACACUGCUAGCCCAGCAGGGUAGGCAGAAAGGAAUCCCCACAAAAUGAAAUCAAUUCAGUUAACUUUACUUAAUAAACCUAGAAACUGAGCUUUU
Molecule: messenger RNA, 3813 nt
Organism: Gavialis gangeticus (Gharial)
Lineage: Eukaryota; Metazoa; Chordata; Crocodylia; Gavialidae
Gene: MTA1
Product: metastasis associated 1
Exons: 21
Coding region: 170-2266 (698 amino acids)
Biological process (GO): response to ionizing radiation; negative regulation of transcription by RNA polymerase II; double-strand break repair
Cellular component (GO): nucleoplasm; NuRD complex
Molecular function (GO): chromatin binding; transcription corepressor activity; transcription coactivator activity
Source: RefSeq, a predicted model, not a curated record